AUGUUAGUUUCAUUGUCAGUCAGUAACAAUACAUUACAAUAUAAUUCUCCAUGGACAAUCUAUGAUUUACAAACAAUGGAUGUUAAAUUUCGUAAUUCCUACGAGUUUUUCAAUAAUAGUACAAUUUGUUUUCUUCCACCUGGUUGGAUACAUUUAGAAGAAUUUAUAUUUACAACAUUAGGUAUUAUUAUCACUCUUAUAGCGUCAAUUAAAAUUCAUUUGACUGAAAUUCGUUUUCAUGACUAUAUUUCAUUAUUCAAAUGUUAUCUGUUAAAUAUAUCUGUCCUAUUUCUAUUCUGUUCAGCCUACAUUUUCUCUUAUAAGUCAACAGAACAUUUUUGUAUUAUUGAACAAUUAUUCAUUCAAUAUACUAGUACACUUCUUAUGAGUAGUACAUUAAUCAUAAUACUAGUACGAACAUUCAAUCAAUAUUUUAACAAAGAACGUUAUAAACAAGUACGUUUUAUUAUUGGUAUUAUUGUUCUAAGUGUUAUUUUGCAAACGAUAUUGUCAUCAGUAUGGUAUAUUGUUAAUAAACAUCGAAAAGAAAUCAUACAAUAUCAUCAUUCAACUUGUAUUCGACACAUACAAAUUGAUCUAUGUCUACAUGCAAAACAACCAUUAUUAUUUUCUACAAUAUUAUUACCAAUUAAUUUUAUACUCUGUGCAUUGAAUAUUUAUCGUUUUACAAAACCAUUUCAAGUUGUACAAUUAUUAGAAUCGAUCAUGUGUUCAAUAGGUCUCAUUAUGGCGGGUUCAAUGUCAGGCUUAUACCUCUUUUUUAGUUCAACACCAACAAUGCCCUUUAGAUACGUAGCUUAUGUAUUUCUAUUAACAUAUAUACUACCACGUAUUUGGAUUGCUGAGUUAGAACGAUCACGAAUAACCGUCGAAGAAAUAAAACCAUUAUUACAUGAUGAAUCAAUGAUACAAUUCAAUAAUAAUAGCAGUCAAAAUUGUAUUAUUCAAAUGAAUUACAAUGAUGAAGAAGAUGAAAAUAUAUUUGAACAACAGCAGCAGAACAAACCAAAAUGGAAUAGAGGACAAAAUAGAAAUAAACAAGAUUUUUUUGGUUAUAGACGAAAUAAUAAUAAUAAUAAUAAUACUAGUCAACAACAACGAACAAAUACUAUAGUUAGUGAUCGAGUGCAAGAGAAAAAUAAAAAUUCUCCCAUAAUACGAACAAACAAUAUGUCUGCUGGUGAAAUAUUAUACAAUAUGUUAGAUAAACAUGAUACUGUGGCCACUACACAAUUAUCAUCAUUAUGA
This is a messenger RNA of Didymodactylos carnosus, 1269 nucleotides long. Lineage: Eukaryota; Metazoa; Rotifera; Eurotatoria; Philodinida; Philodinidae. The record is from the annotation of a GenBank genome assembly.